This is a messenger RNA of Salmo salar (Atlantic salmon), 1414 nucleotides long. NCBI's taxonomy places the organism in Eukaryota, Metazoa, Chordata, Actinopteri, Salmoniformes, Salmonidae. The record is from RefSeq and is a predicted model, not a curated record.
CAUGCUUUUGCGGCACAGUCGAUAGCGCGCCGAACUUCGGGCUUGAAGGUCGAGGGUUCGAGACCUGCUCCCUGCCUGCUGUUUUCAUUACAGUAUGUUGAUGUCGUAAUCGAUCGAACGCGAUGAACUAACAAAUGUUUUUGAAAUUAAACAAAAUAUAGAUUUAAACAGUGCCACAAAAACGUUUAUUCAUAUAUAACUGUUCGCUAUAGAGCUCAGCUGACUACUGAAUAUGGAGAAACCCUGGGUGAAAGAAUUGAAAUGGGUACUAGAGGAUUUGAAGGAUGACCCUAGGAAAGAUGUCUAUCGACCAAGCAGCAGGACCAAAGUUAAGAAAAUUUACAUAACUGCUGAUAAUCAAGAGUAUCUGAAGGUUAAGAAGAGAACCAAACAAAAGUCAGAGAAGUCCUAUUCCCACUCCUCCAGAAGCAGGGCAGUGAUGACCCCAGUUGUCCCUAUAGCUCUGGGGGAGCUGGAGUCCCCUGGGACCAGUGAUGAUGAGGAGGCCACAGACCGGAAGGAGAGGGUCUCCAGUGCCAGGGAACGCCAUGAGCAAGCCAGAGCCAUGAUGGACACAUUCACUGAAAAGUUCCACUCUAUCGCAGAGGAUCUCGAAGAGAUGAAGAUUCCCAGGAAGAGCUCCACUCGACUGCGUUCAUCAUGCUCCCAGUCUGCCAAUGAGGAUGGAUCCCCCCUGGCCUCUACCCAAUCAGAUAAGGCCCUGAGGCGAGACUGGUCGCGACAUAUGAUUACAGCCGGAGAGGCCGGUGGUGACAUCAUUCGAACAUCUUCAUCAGCGUCAUUAUUAUCUUUGCCAACCAUUUAUGAGGUCGUCAAGGGGAGCAGUGAGUCCAAACCUGAUGUCUCCGGAGAUGAUGUCAAAAAGAGCAAUAAGUCCAAAUGUAAAGUCAGGCAAGGCUUUCGCAAUUUCACCAAGGCUCUGACUGGACUGUUGCGUACAAAAGAUGGCCAUACUGGAGAUGGAGGGAUUGCGCGAAGUGUGACCCCAUCCAAUGACACACUCAACAUGGUUAUGGUUCCUCCACAUCCACUCACUAACUGGCAUUUGUGAGCUACAUUCAGACAAAAAGGCAACCGCAUUUGUAUGGAUAAUAUUUAGCAGAGGAUAUGUUUCUCUUAUAAAAAGGAUACAAAUGAAUAAUACAACUGUUCUGUUGGGAGUAGCGAUGUGUGGGUGGAAUCACUGGGGAAGCCAGAAAAAAAGACAUAUUACAACCUAUGUGUUGUGAUAAUUGCGUUGUCUGCUCUAUAAAUCCUGUUAGUUCAUAUGCAUUGCGACCGUGAUAUACAGCUCUGUAAAGAAAUUAAGAGACCACUGCAAAAUGAUCGGUUUCUCUGGUUUAACUAUUUAUAUGUAUGUGUUUGGGUAAAAUUUACAUUUUUGUUUUAUUCU